This is a messenger RNA of Dendrobium catenatum, 1015 nucleotides long. Its product is annotated as alanine--tRNA ligase. The record is from RefSeq and is a predicted model, not a curated record. The coding region runs from base 112 to 876 and encodes 254 amino acids. The transcript has 8 exons. Gene Ontology annotation, molecular function: alanine-tRNA ligase activity; ATP binding; Ser-tRNA(Ala) deacylase activity. Lineage: Eukaryota; Viridiplantae; Streptophyta; Magnoliopsida; Asparagales; Orchidaceae. Gene Ontology annotation, biological process: regulation of translational fidelity; alanyl-tRNA aminoacylation.
UAUAUAGAUGUAGCGGGAGCCGCCCUGGCACUUUCGAAGUGUUUUCCCUUGGACCUCGUUGAGCGACAGUACGAAGUACCAGCUCGGAGGUGCGUGAGAGGGCCGACGAGUAUGACUAAGCAUUGUCCGACGAAGCUUGCCUACUUCGAUGACAUGCAGGCGCUCCAGUACCCCGCGAUCUUUAUCGCCUUCGAGCAGGUGGAUGGCCGAUUGGCGAUGAUCCUUGAUUCCACCAUUUUCCAUCCUCAGGGUGGUGGGCAGCCGGCUGACAAAGGAGUCAUUUACAGUUCUGGCUUUAGGUUCGUGGUGGAGGAUGUCAGGUCCAACGAUGGGGUGGUUUUUCAUUUUGGAUACAUUGAUAAUUCUCAAGAUGACUAUGAACCCAACCUAAAAGAGAGACAGGAAGUCACCUUACAAGUUGAUGCACAACGACGUGCUCUCAAUUCAAGGAUUCAUUCUGCGGGGCAUUUAUUGGAUAUUUGUGUGCGCAAUGUGGGGUUAUCUCAUUUAAAACCUGGAAAAGGUUAUCAUUUCCCUGACGGGCCAUUUGUUGAAUAUAUUGGGGUAAUCCCCCUGGAUCAACUACAGAUCAAACAGAAAGAGCUAGAACAAGAAGCAAAUUCAUUAAUCAGUAUUGGUGGAAAGGUUUUUGCCUCUGUUUUAUCUUAUGAUGAAGCUGUCCAGUGGUGCAAUGGUGAUCUCCCUAGUUACAUUUUGAAGGGCAGCACCCCAAGGAUUGUGAGAUUAGGUGACAAUGCCGGAUGCCCUUGUGGAGGGACUCACGUUGCUGACAUUUCAGACAUAAAAAACUUUAAGGUUACCCAAGUUCGAUCAAAGAAAGGAGUAACAAAGGUCAGCUACAGCAUCAACCCAUGAGCUCUAUAUUUUAUUUAUCUGCAAUAUUUUCAAUUCAUAUCGAUGACUAAUGAGCUCCUAUCAUACCUGACUAUUCAAACUGUUAUUCUUAUGUAUAUAUAUAAGAAGAAUGGCAACCCUUUUGCCUAGUUACGAAGCA